Ostreobium quekettii is the source of this 3552-nucleotide messenger RNA. The record is from the annotation of a GenBank genome assembly. Lineage: Eukaryota; Viridiplantae; Chlorophyta; Ulvophyceae; Bryopsidales; Ostreobiaceae.
AUGGCCAGUCAAACAUUGGCUGCAAGUGCUGUUCCAGAUUGGGAGAAUCCUGCAGUGUUUGGGAUAAAUAAGCGUGGGCCACAUGUACCCCUGCAGGCCCACCCGUCCGUGUCUUCUGCACUCCAGCUGUGGUCCCAGGGUGGACGCUUGGGAGUGGGGAACUGUAACAAGGUGCAGCUGACAGGGUGCCGAUGGAAGUACUGCGUGGUCGAUUCUCCAAUGUUGGUGCCUGAGGGCUUUGCGAAAAAGUCGUAUGAUGACUCCAGCUGGGACACAAUCGGGCUGCCAUGCAAUCUUGAGUGUGUUGGGGCUGGCAAGCCCAUAUACACGAACUUUCAGUACCCCUUCGCAGUGACCCCCCCCCGGGUGCCCACCUCGAACCCCACAGCAUGCUUUCGAAGAACAUUCAACGUGCCGGAAACCUGGGGCUCUGGCAGAGUGUUCCUGCUGUUCGAAGGCGUGGAUUCGGCAUUCUAUUGCUGGGUCAACGGCUGUCUGGCAGGCUACAGCCAAGACAGUCGCCUCCCUGCAGAGUUUGAGGUGUCUGGGCUGCUGUCAGUGCAUGGGGAGAACAUCCUGGCGCUGCAGGUGAUGCGCUGGUGCGACGGUAGCUACCUGGAAGAUCAGGACCACUGGUGGCUGAGCGGAGUUUACAGAGAUGCUUUCAUGAUGAAGAAGCCGUUCGCUCACAUCCAAGAUUAUUACGUAACCACUCCCCUCUCGUUUGGCCAGUCUGGAGAUCUGGUGGCAGCCAGCUUGCAGGUGGAAUGCAAGGUGGGCCUUGGGAACAAGCACCAUGAUGGCUUCCGCCUCCGGAUGAGACUGAUGGAAAGGGGAAGUCCAGGGGACGUGAUGCAGCCACUGGAAUGUGACGUCUCGGGCGGCACUCAAGUCAUAAGCGACGUUUCGGGGGCAUGUGCAGCGACUGCCUUGCCUGUUGGCCGACUGGUGAAAGUCGGGGUGGAUGCGAUGUGCUUUGCACCCAAGCUGUGGUCUGCCGAGCAACCUGCCCUGUACAUCCUGACGCUGGAGCUGCUGUGUCCAGACGGCACUGCUGUGGAUUGCGAGUCCUGCCUGGUGGGCUUCCGGCAAACUGAGGUGCGGGGCCGGCAGCUGCUGCACAAUGGGGUGCCCAUACAGAUUCGCGGCGUCAACAGGCAUGAGCACGACGAGCAGCACGGCAAGUGGGUCAGCGAAGACCUGAUGGUGAAGGACAUCUUGCUGAUGAAGCAGCACAACUUCAACGCUGUUCGUUGCUCCCAUUAUCCAAACCACACGCGCUGGUAUGAGCUGUGCAGCGAGUAUGGGUUGUAUGUGGUGGACGAAGCUAAUGUCGAGACGCAUGGUUUCGACCCUGGUUUCCGCGCCAACGACUUCAACCCCGCUUGCAGCUCCCUGUGGUUCCAUGCAAUUGUGGACAGGGGCAUUGGCAUGUUUGAGCGGGACAAAAACUUCCCCUGCAUUCUCAUGUGGUCGCUGGGCAAUGAAUCUGGGUACGGGCCAGCACAUCUGUCCAUGGCCGCAUACAUAAGGGCAAAGGAUCCCUAUACACCCGUUCACUACGAGGGUGGGGGCUCAAGGACGCCAGCCACGGAUGUCAUCUGCCCCAUGUACGCGAGGGUGGAACAGGUUGUGAGCCUUGCCGAGUUGCCUGGCGAGACCCGGCCCGUUGUCCUUUGUGAGUAUGCCCAUUCGAUGGGAAACAGCACAGGCAACUUUAAGGAGUACUGGGACGCGUUUGACAGGCUGCCCUAUGCUCAGGGUGGUUUCAUUUGGGACUGGGUGGACCAAGGCUUGGUCAAGAGGGACAGCUCUGGGCGAGAGUUCUGGGCUUAUGGCGGAGACUUUGGAGAUGAGCCCAACGACGCCCAGUUCGUGAUAAAUGGGCUUGUGUUCCCCGACAGGACACCCCACCCAGCACUCUUGGAGUGCAAGGCCGUCCAGGCACCCAUCUCCUUUCGUCUUGUGUUGAUUGGCAGCGCGGAUGGCUGCAGCUUGUCCAUCAGAAUCCAAAACAAAUGGGACUUCGUUUCGACCGCGGCGCUGGUGUUCGAAUGGCGACCCAUCGUUGAUGGCAUGGCUGCCACAGCCUCAGCACAUGAGCAGGACGCUGUCUGGUGGACGCUUGGGGAAGUGUACGCCAUGGCUGGCGAGGAAGACCAUCUCGCCAUUCCGAUGUCAUCGGAAGCAUUGGUGCAGGUGAUGGCGGCCGUGGCCAUCUCACCGCUGAUGGAGUGCGAGCUCUUCAUCGAAGCUCGUGCUCUGUUGAAAGAUGACACGCCCUGGGCUGGUAAGGGGCACGUUGUUGCGGAGCGGCAGCUGCCAUUCCCAGAAGGGUGGGUCGAGUCCGCUCUGCACUCAAAUGCAAAGGGCGACAUCGGCAGCGGCUGUGUUGCAGAGCUUGUCUGUCAUGAAGGCGACGUCACCAUUGAAGAAGGCGGCCCCAAGAUCAGGAUAUCCGUGGGUGGCUUGAUGGUGCAGAUCGACAAACCGUCAGGGGCUGUGGACUCCUUGGCUUACUGUGGUGCUGCCCUCUUGUCUGCCCCUGUGCUGCCGUGCCUCUUCCGCGCACCGACAGAUAACGACAGAGGCGGUGCUCAGGGCACGAGCCACGCGGCGAGGUGGUGCUCAGCCGGACUGGAUCGCCUGACCUGCGACGGGGUGGCUACCGUCGAAGUGGCAGAGCGCACUGACGAAUCGGCGACUGUUGCAGCCAAGUGGCGGAUGAAGCCAAGGCCGAAGACGUCAGGCGAAGGGGGGGAGUCGUCAGCGACGGCCGUGGGCGUCAGCGAGGUCGGAGGCGCCCACUGGUUCGCAGAUCGCGGGGAUGGCAGAGAUGGCAUCCUGGAGCCUGAGGGGAAGGGGGGCGAUCUAGAGGGGGAGGUGGGGGUGGAAGUGCGCUGCACGGUGGACAAGUACGGUCACCUGUACCUCUGCUGGCGUAUCGAUGCCUCGGGGGCGCUCCCCAAGAAGCUGCCGCCCCGCCUGCGGCCCUCGCUUCCGCGUGUGGGCGUCCGUUUUGCCAUCCCGAGCCGCCUGGGUCGAGUCUUGUGGUAUGGCAGGGGCCCGCAGGAGUGCUAUGCGGACCGCCAGUUCGGAGCACCCCUGCGGUGCCAUGCCGUGGAUGGCGCAGAUCGCAUGCAUGUGCCCUACAUCGUGCCGGGGGAGAAUGGGGGCAGGUGCGGCGUGCGCUGGUGCGCCAUGGUCGGGGAGGAUGGCUGGGGCGUGGUUGUGAGCAGCUCAGAAAAAGGUGAGGGGUUUCAGUUGAACGUGAGCCAGCAUUCAUUGGAGGGGCUCGCAGCGGCCAGACACGAUGUGGAGCUUGAGCCAGAUGGGCUGACGCAUGUUCAUGUGGACUGUGCCCACAUGGGAGUUGGCGGGGACGACAGCUGGAGCCCGUCUGUGCACGAUGAGUAUUUGGUGCCGCCAGGGGUGUACACGUUUGGGAUGUGCCUCGCUGUGGUGAAGCCUGGAUGCGAUCCCAAGCUGGCUUGCACGGCGUUGUGGAAGCACGCCAGGGAGAAGGGGGUGGCAGGCAAAUGGGGGGCAUGA